AUGAGGUUGUGUGUAGACUACCGCCAGUUGAAUAAGGUGACAAUUAAGAAUAAGUAUCCUUUGCCUAGAAUAGAUGACCUUAUGGACCAGCUAGUAGGAGCUAGUGUGCUUAGCAAAAUAGAUCUCAGGUCAAGUUACCAUCAUAUUCGAGUAAAGUCUAAGGAUAUUCCCAAGGCUGCUUUUAGGACCCGUUACGGUCACUACGAGCAUCUAAUCAUGCCCUUCGGUGUGACUAAUGCUCUUGACAAAGCCAAUGUAGUGGCUGACGCCUUGAGUAGGAAAUCCCUACAUAUAUCUGCCCUGAAGGUUAGAGAACUAGAUCUUCAAGAAGAGUUUAGAGACCUUAGCCUUGCAUGUGAGGUUACCCCUAAUAGUGUGAGACUAGGUGCUUUGAGGAUUACUAGUGAGUUGUUAGGAGAAAUCAAAGUGGGCCAGAAGUUUGAUCCUUUUCUGAAUACUCAAUUAGAAGUCAUAGCUUCAGGGAGAGAUAGUAGUUUCAAUGUGGGAUCGUAUGGAGUCCUGAGACUUCAAGAUAUAAUUUGUGUCCCCAAUGUGCCUAAGCUUAGGAAGAUGAUCUUGGAGGAAUCUAUCACAACCUACCCUACGACGGGACGGCGAAGGCCAAAUAGAUAA
Molecule: messenger RNA, 633 nt
Organism: Glycine soja
Lineage: Eukaryota; Viridiplantae; Streptophyta; Magnoliopsida; Fabales; Fabaceae
Exons: 2
Coding region: 1-633 (210 amino acids)
Source: RefSeq, a predicted model, not a curated record